Molecule: messenger RNA, 788 nt
Organism: Onthophagus taurus
Lineage: Eukaryota; Metazoa; Arthropoda; Insecta; Coleoptera; Scarabaeidae
Product: corrinoid adenosyltransferase MMAB
Molecular function (GO): corrinoid adenosyltransferase activity
Source: RefSeq, a predicted model, not a curated record
CUUUCUCAGUUACCUAACCUCAAUUUUAAAAUGAACUUGACAAUUUAAAUCUAGUUUUGACAUGAAAAUCAAUACAUUUACGAAUCAUGUUCUUUCGACACUUUGUGAUAUCUUCCAAAAAAUUAUUAACCAAAGAUUUUAGUAAAUUAAGCAGUGUAAAGCAAUAUCCAGACGCUUUUGCUAAAGAUGGGGACACAGGAUAUUCCAGAACUUCUUCAGGGACAAUUUUACCGAAAGAUAAUAAGGUAUUUGAAGCUAUGGGAGCAGCUGAAGAGUUACUUAGUUUCUUAGGAUUAGCAAGAGAAUAUGCUUUAGAAAGUGAACAUGAAUACUGUGAUAAACUAAAACGAGCCCAAACUGUUAUAAUUGAUAUUUCUGAGGCAAUAUCCAAACAAUCGGGUGAAAGUUCUGUUAAAUGUACUCAUGUUAAAGAAUUGGAAGAUUGGAUUAAUCAAUAUUCUAAAGAAUUACCUGUUCAAGAAAAAUAUAUUAUACCUGGUAGUGGUUUAGCUUCAGCAACUCUACAUGUUUCUCGGUCAAUUUGUAGACGUGUUGAACGAGCGAUUGUACCUCUUGUAAGAAAUGGACAUCUUUGUUCUUCAUGCCAAAUUUAUGUGAAUCGAUUAGCGGACUUCUUAUUAACUGCAUCACGUUUAGCUGCUAAAAUGGAUAAACAUAAUGAGACCAUAUAUGUUCCUUCUACUGAUACAAAAAAUAGUCAAUAGAUUUUGUUUAAGUGUAAAUAGUACUGUUUAAUAUAAUUAUAAUAAAUAAAAACUAAAGAAACA